AUCAUUCAUUCAGCAAAGUCAAUCAUUCAUAUGGUUGCGAGAAGCGUUAGAAAUGCAUAUUGAGGAUUCUAACAAAAACUCGGAUAGAAAGACAGGAGGAAAUUCAAAUAACAAGAAUGAAGGUCCUGUCACUGUCUCACAAAUUGGUUCAGAUGUUAUAUGGGAGAUAGCAGCCAAAUAUUGGCAAGUGACGACAGACACUGCGUCAUCGCAUUUACCCUAUGAUGCUCGUAUAAUUGAGGAUAUUUAUACGAAAGAGAUUUUAAAUCAUAAAAAUGCCAUCCGAAGGAUAAUAUUGUUGGAAUUUAGCCAGUAUUUGGAAAAGUAUUUAUGGCCUAAUUACAAACGAUCUGAAGCUACUAGCGCUCAUUUAAUGUCGAUAGUUUUUAUGGUGAAUGAAAAGUUUCGAGAACGUGUGGAAGUAUGGAAUACUUUCGAAGAUAUGCCGGAAGAAUUUCCGAAUUUUUUCAUGCAUGCUCUUGAAAAUUGUUUAGCUGACGAGAAAAAAUGUCAAAUGCGUGAGAAAACUGCUUUAAUCGUUUUUCUAAAUCAUUGUUUCAAUAGUAUGGAAAUUGAAUUGUGCCGUAAUCAAGUAAAACGUUUGGUAUCUCUUUCAAUUUGGAACUGUUUACAACCAAAACGCUUGGAGCAAGAAUUACAUGAGAUACCAGAAUGGCGUAAAUAUUGGCGCAAAUUGCAAAAAAAAGAAAAGUCCGAGACAAGGCUCACAAUUAAUUGGGAACGGCAUUUUCUACAGAAUCUCAUCAUAAAUUUCUUGAAAAUUUUAGAAAACAUUUCUUUGAAUGGCGUUGUUUCAGCCUGUACCAUACAGUAUUGUGAACGCUUUCUGGAAUUAAUGAUAGAUUUAGAGGCUCUCUUGCCUACACGACGUUUCUUUAAUACAUUGCUGGACGAUUGUCAUCUUAUAGUGCGUGCACAAAUUUGCAAUUUAGUGCAACGUCCAGAAGGCAAGCUAUUCGGUCAGUUGUUGGAUAUGCUAAAGUUUUACUCACGUUUUGAGAUCAAUGAUGUGACAGGUGACUCACUAACUGAUCAUGAUAUGACUCAACUGCAUUACAAGAAAAUUACUUCACUGCAGCGAGCAGCUUUUGCAAAAUUUCCUGAUUUAAGGCUCUUCGCUCUCUCUAACGUUGCCAGCGUUGAUAGCCGCGAAGCGUUGGAACGUCAUUUCGGUAAUCUUGAUGGGGAUGCUCUCAAGCAAAUAGCAUCAUUUUUGAAUUUGGUACCCGAAGAUGUGAAAACUCCAUUUCAAUGGCAUCGUUUAGAUAGCCGAUUUUUAAAGGAAUUGCUUAUAACACGCCAUGAGAGACGUUGCUCCCAAUUGGAUGCUUUAAAUGAAAUGCCUUUGUAUCCUACAGAGCUAGUUAUUUGGGAUGAGAAUAUCGUGCCUACCGAAUACUACUCAGGCGAUGGUUGUUUGGCAUUGCCAAAAUUGAAUCUUCAAUUUCUAACUUUGCACGAUUAUUUGUUACGUAAUUUCAAUCUCUUCCGUCUUGAGUCUACCUACGAAAUACGCCAAGAUAUCGAGGACUCCGUGAGCCGCAUGCUGCCUUGGUUAUCCGAAGAGGAAGAAGUAGUCUUCGGUGGUUGGGCACGUAUGGCUUUGCCUAUCGCAUCGUUCGCUGUAGUCGAGGUUGCAAAACCACAUAUUGGCGAAAAGAAGCCUUCAAGGGUUCGUGCCGACGUCUCGGUGACUUUGUCGGUACGUAAGGAAAUCAAAGAUGAGUGGGAAAAUCUUCGCAAACAUGACGUUUGUUUUCUAAUUACCGUAAAACCGACGAAGCCCUAUGGAACAAAAUAUAAUCCUCACGAACCAUUUAUACCACAAGUGGGUUUGGUUUGCGUGCGUGGCUGCGAAGUAGAAGGUAUGCUUGAUGCUAAUGGCCGCGUAAUAGAAGAUGGACCAGAACCCCGUCCUCAACUGCCAGGAGAACAGCGAACAUAUAGGGUGUGGUUGGACUGCAAUCAAUAUCGUUUGGACAUGGACGCCUUGCAAGAGGGAGCAGAGGAUGUGUAUGAAAAUUUUAAUAUAAUAAUGAGAAGGAAACCCAAGGAAAACAAUUUUAAAGCUGUUCUGGAGACUAUAAGACAUCUCAUGAAUACCGAAUGCGUUGUGCCGGGAUGGUUACAUGACAUACUUUUAGGAUAUGGAGAUCCCAGCGCCGCUCAUUACUCUAAAAUGCCCAAUCAAGAGUCAAAUUUAGAUUUCAACGAUACUUUUUUAUCGUAUGAACAUUUGAGCAAAAGUUUUCCAAACUGCGAAAUCGAAUGUGAUAGGCCGGAAGUUCAGCGAAAUCCACCCUUUCGUCUAGUAUUUAAGAAUAACGCAUCACCACCGGAAGGAGAAGGAGAAGACCGCGAGGAAUCCAUUACGUCGCCGAUAAGCACUAUUUCGGUUAUGCCAUACCAAUUUGAAACCCGUGGCCCUUAUAUAGGCAAUAAACCCAAACAAAAUUCAAUUAAUUUCACCGCAACUCAAAUUGAAGCUAUACGUGCCGGCAUGCAACCUGGUUUGACAGUAGUUGUCGGACCACCUGGUACUGGUAAAACUGAUGUGGCCGUGCAAAUCAUAUCCAAUCUGUAUCACAAUCAUCCAAAUCAACGCACUUUAAUAGUCACUCAUUCCAAUCAAGCACUAAAUCAACUUUUUGAAAAAAUCAUGUGCUUGGACAUCGAUGAACGCCACCUGUUACGUUUAGGUCAUGGGGAAGAAUCAUUAGAAACCGAAAAGGACUUCAGUAGAUAUGGGCGCGUUAACUACGUAUUGGCCAAACGUAUUGACCUAUUGAAUCAAGCCCAAAAAUUGCAAGAGUCCUUGGGCGUUUUGGGUGACAAUGCCUAUACUUGUGAAACAGCCGGCUAUUUCUUCUUAAGUAACAUAAUGUCUCGCUGGGAAAAAUUCCAACUUGAAGUUAACGCGACAAAAGUAAAUGAUAGUUCUUCGUGGCGCGAGAUAUUUGAAACCAGGUUUCCAUUUACCAAAUUCUUUGCAGCUGCUCCUCAACCUUUGUUUAGUGGAAAUAAUUUUAACGAUUACAUGGACAUAGCCAAAUCAUGUUUUCGCUACAUUUCGCAUAUUUUCGCCGAGCUUGAAGAAUUUCGAGCCUUCGAGUUAUUGCGUACGGGCUUAGAUCGCUCAAAGUAUUUGCUAGUAAAAGAAGCAAAGGUAAUAGCAAUGACUUGCACCCAUGCUGCUCUCAAACGCAAAGAGUUGGUUAAUUUAGGUUUUCGCUAUGACAACAUUCUCAUGGAAGAGGCUGCUCAAAUUUUAGAGAUUGAAACUUUUAUACCAUUAUUGUUGCAAAAUCCUUUAGAUGGCUUCAACCGACUUAAACGUUGGAUUAUGAUUGGAGAUCACCAUCAAUUGCCACCUGUGGUUAAAAAUAUGGCCUUUCAGAAAUACUCCAACAUGGAACAAAGUCUAUUCACAAGACUGGUACGCCUGGGUGUGCCUACUGUCGAUCUGGAUGGUCAGGGACGUGCUCGCUCAAGCAUUUGCUCUCUGUAUAGAUGGCGUUAUAAGAAACUCGAUGAUCUCGAACAUAUUCGCAUUGAUAAAGAAUAUCAGCGUGCCAAUGCUGGUUUUCUUUACGAUUAUCAAUUUAUUAAUGUGGAUGACUUUAAUGGAGUAGGAGAAUCUGAACCGAAUCCUUUCUUCUAUCAGAAUUUAGCCGAAGCCGAAUACAUAGUAGCCGUAUACAUGUAUAUGCGUUUAAAAGGUUAUCCAGCCGAGAAGAUAUCAAUUUUAACUACUUACAAUGGCCAAAAGCAUUUGAUACGUGAUGUUAUUAAUGCUCGCUGUGGUAACAACGCCAUAAUUGGUUGGCCGCAGAAAAUAACCACAGUGGAUAAGUAUCAGGGUCAGCAGAAUGACUACAUUCUUAUUUCGUUAGUACGCACAAAAGCUGUAGGCCACUUACGAGAUGUUAGACGUUUGGUUGUUGCAACUAGCCGUGCCCGCUUAGGUCUUUAUAUAUUUGGCAGAAUGAAUCUAUUUAGAAAUUGCUUCGAAUUGCAAAAAACAUUUAAACUGCUAACAAAACGCCCUCAGAAGCUUCAUUUAAUUGAAAGUGAACGUUACCCCACCGAACGGCUAACAGAUGAUAAUCCCGCAGACCCCGUGAAGAUAGUUGAUAACAUGACCCAAAUGGCUGAAUACGUCUUUGAACUAUAUACUACCCAAAUGGAAACCAUAAAAGAUCAGCUGCCAAUGACAAUUGAAUUGCAGGGUGAAGAAAAUGUUAAUUUGCCCAUAGAAGUUACAUCAAAGACGAUGACUGAAAACUUCGAUAUGGGAACAGAAACCAAUAGAGAAAGGCCGCGCAAAAAUACAGACAAUGGUAAGAAAAUUGAGGAGCCAUCAAAAACGUCAGCAAAACCUUUCAAACGUAGUACAAUUAUUAACGAAAUAUCCAUUGACGACGAGGAAAUGCACGAAAGGGAGUCAAAAGAUGUUAACACAAAUAUCAUGGAAUAA
This is a messenger RNA of Glossina fuscipes, 4498 nucleotides long. RefSeq names its product RNA helicase aquarius. The transcript is spliced from 11 exons. Bases 53 to 4498 code for a protein of 1481 amino acids. Gene Ontology annotation, biological process: mRNA splicing, via spliceosome. The record is from RefSeq and is a predicted model, not a curated record. Gene Ontology annotation, molecular function: helicase activity; mRNA binding. NCBI's taxonomy places the organism in Eukaryota, Metazoa, Arthropoda, Insecta, Diptera, Glossinidae. Gene Ontology annotation, cellular component: catalytic step 2 spliceosome.